This is a messenger RNA of Aspergillus fijiensis CBS 313.89, 886 nucleotides long. RefSeq lists its product as uncharacterized. The record is from RefSeq and is a predicted model, not a curated record. The transcript is spliced from 3 exons. Lineage: Eukaryota; Fungi; Ascomycota; Eurotiomycetes; Eurotiales; Aspergillaceae. Gene Ontology annotation, biological process: mycotoxin biosynthetic process. Bases 33 to 719 code for a protein of 228 amino acids.
GACGCUGUGUCUCUUGAUAUCGUUGGCGGCCAAUGUCUGUUUUGUAUUCCGACAGAGCCCGCAAAGUUCUCAUUGUGACUCUGCGACCCUUUGCAGGGCUCCGCAACUCCAACGCUCUACAUACGGUGGACUCGCUUACGAUGUGCCAACCCGAUACUCCCUCUCCACCGACUACACCAGCAACAACCAGACGCUUGCGGAUCACAUGUGGGAUAGCCUUAGUCUGGAUUCGAUGGUUAUCGCUCCUACGAUUGAAUGGGCUGAGGAGAUCGGCCUCCCUGACUCCUGGGAUGGACCCAAACCGGAAGAUCUACUUUGUCAAAGUCUAUCAUCAACUACACUGUCUGAAAAACAUCCGCCGAGCUUUCAAAAAGCUUCUCUCCCCGGAAACAGACCCCAUCUCCUUCGGCCACGUCGAGCAUUGUCUCGACACCUUGCGACAGGACCUCAUGUGUCGCGCCGACGACACACCGAUGCCGUCGCUGCAGCUGGUUAACGGGGCCGGAGAGGCCCAGAUCCGACAAUGUAGGAACUUCGAGGCGCUGGUGGCGUGGACGAAGCACCCGGACCGCGAUGCUUGCUACCGGCGGCUGAGCGACUACCGGCCUCCGUCGCGCAGUAUCGAUCGCUAUGCGUUUUGUGCUCCGGGCAGUGAGCAUUUCCCGACAAUGACGAGGUACUUUGAGUAUUAUGGGUGGCCACAGGUGGUUGAGGAUUGAUGAUGGGGUCCGGGCCUGAAUGAGGGGUAGAGGGUCGAGUGAAUACUGAUUGGGAUUGGGUGUGAGGCUUGGUGUGGUGUGGUGUAACAUAGUGUUUUUGCUCGAAUUAUGAUAAGCAGUGAAUCGAACUUCCCAGCCCCUUGCCUUUGUGUUCUUCCUUGCUUUUC